CAAUCAAGCGAAAGGAAAGGAACGGGAGGAGUGAAAAUAGAAAAAAAAUAAAACACGCUAUGCCUCGGGGCUCUGUUUAGUAGCUUUGGCUCAAGCUUUUUACUCUCACAAUUCGAGAUGCGAUCAGCAGUUGCGGAGCUGGUUUCAAUGUAGGCCAUUUCACCUCCUAAAUUAUAUAUUCAAUUCUAUUUCACUCUCUUUCGUUGUACAGACGAUUUAAUUUUCUCUGGAAUUUCCAAAUAAAAAGUGAAAAAUCGUCUGCAUUAAAAAAAUAUUUACAAUCGUUUGCGUCAUUAGAGUGUCUGGUUUGUUUUUUUAAGAGAGAAAUUCUAUUAUUAUUAAAAAGUGUGUUUACAAUGGAAGAUUGUUUAUCUGUAAAGAAGCAAGUGUGGAAUAUAUGCUAUGGUUAAGAUGGAUAUUAAAUAAGAAAUAAAUUAAAUCUUCGAAUAAUUUCUGAUGACUUUUGGAAAAAUUAUCUAUGCCGGAGAUAUUUUUUAACCCCUUCGCUACACAAUGCUCAGCCAGGGGUAAACUAAAAAAUGGAGACCAAAUUUAUCAUAGCCAAAUAUCUAAUUUAUUUGAGCUUAUUGCUGAUAAAAUUUCAGGUAUGCUGCGGAUCAGAGUUGAAAUUCCGCAUUCCACAAGAGGCGGCGGCGACAGGUGAUGGCAUCUAUAGGGUCUCCUACGCACCUGCAGGAGGCUAUCCAGCGACCAAUUUCACUGUGGACUCAUCACUCAUCAAUCAACUCAUCACCAUCAGUGAUGUCCUUCCAGGAACACUCUACACAUUCCAUCUUUAUUUCAGCAAUUCCACUACACCCCCUAAACUGAUAUGGACAUCGGAUUUACCAACCACUCCAGAGCCACCUGUCAAUCUGACGGUAAAUGUGAUGGGUGGAAAAGUUGCGGAGGCUAUUUGGGAGUCACCAAGGCAGGGUGGUCACACAGGCUUCAAGCUCUCACUAGUCCCUCUGUCAGAAAAAGAUGAGACACCAGUACGGAAUAAUUACAUCAAUCAAGUAACUCCGUUUUUAUUACGAGAACUAACUCCGGGAGCCUCUUAUGAAGUUCAACUCUUUUCCGUCUUCCACGGUCAAGAUUCUUCAGUCUUUGUAGCUACUAAUUUCACAACAAAACCCAAUACGCCUGGCCGGUUCAUUGUGUGGUUCAGAAAUGAAACCACUCUUCUUGUUCUGUGGCAACCACCUUAUCCGUCUGGCAUCUUCGACAAGUACCGGGUCAGUAUCGCACCCGAGGAUGCACUGGAAUCAGAGCUGCUGGUCGACAAGGAAAGAGAUCCACCUGGACCAGCUCAAGCAGCUUUCUACGGUUUGAUUCCUGGCCGUAAUUACAACAUCUCAGUACAGACAGUCAGUCAAACUCAAAUAAGUGAACCGACUAGAGCUCAAUACAGAACAGUUCCCUUGUCACCCAUGAAUGUAACAUACGACGCCAACCGCCUGACGUCUUUUUCAUUUGAUGUCCGAUGGGAACCACCAACAAAACUCUCAGAAUUCGAUCGUUAUCAAGUUGCUCUGGGUAUCCGUAACACAGUCCGUUACCUCAUCAACAAAGAAGAAGAAAGAGUCGUAACAUUUGACGAAGAUCUUGAGCCAGGCAACACUUAUGAAGUAGUUGUCAAGACUGUCAGUGGUAAUGUGGCCAGUUGGCCAGUCACAGCCAAUAUAACCACAAGACCAUUGCCAGUUAGGAUUCUGAAUUCAGCUUCUGAUAGUAUAGGAGAAAUAUUCCUCAAGUGGGAACCUAGUCGUAAUAGCACCCAAGACUCGUACAGGAUUAAGUACAGUGACAUGGAGGCCUUCAACAGUGGUGGUAGUCUUAUGGUAGUUCGCAACAACAGUAUCAACUUAACAUCCCUUCUGCCAGGAAGGAACUAUUCCAUAAGUGUUUCGGCUGUCAGUAAAAAGAUAUCAAGCAAUCCCACUACUAUCUAUCAACCCACAAAACCUUCGUCUCCAGUCAUCGAAUUGCUGCAGCCAUCAGAAUCCGGGGGAUGGAACUUGACAUGGAAAUCAGAUGUGACCAGUCGUCAGGAUCAAUAUUCCGUCAUGUAUGUGCGGAAUGACACGCGCUACUUACAGGAGAAGAUCACGUUCCGCAACUGGUUGGUGAUUGAUGACCUCUAUCCCGGUGCUGGCUACGAAAUCAAGGUGUAUGCGAUCAGUUUCAAUCUUUACAGCGAGCCACACUCCUAUUUCCAAACCAUACCGCCAUCAAAACCACGUGGUUUGCAGGUUGUGAAAGCAAGCAAUACUAACAUGAUUAUUUUAUGGUCUGCGCCAUCUGGUUCUCUGUAUGACCACUUCAACGUCCGUUAUCAACCAGUUGGUUCAGCUUUCUGGAGAGAAAUGGGUAUGAAUCUUUGUUUUAUUGUUUUUGUUAAGAUGGGCUUCAGAUCUUCUAAUAGUUGGUCUUUCUCUCACUGGCUUCUAGAUCCGAGACCCUUAACAAAAGUGAAAGAAGUAUUGGAUUCUUACAAUAUAACAUUUGAGUGGGAAGUGCCUCAUGGACACCGAGAUUAUUACAUCAUUGUUUACAAUCCAAUCGACGAUCCACAGGACCAGAAGUCUUUACAGGUUGCAGCAAAUGGAACAAAACCUAUGGAAAAGAUGGAUGUUAUUAUUGACGACUUAAAACCAGGAGAACUGUACUCAUUUCGAUUUUAUGCAGUCAGCCAUAAUUUAAGAAGUGAAGGUGUCACCGUCCAAACUAGAACAAAGCCUGUUAUCGAUUCAGUGAUCAACAUAGUUACUCGAGAGCAGGAGACAAAAACACUAGGCAUCAAAUACACACCGACUCUUCGUCGAAGUGUCGUGUUUGACCGGUACCGAUUUCAACUGAGCGAUCCAUCAGUACCUGCACAAGAGAAACUCUUCAAUGAUACCAACACGUUGGUACUUUUCGACGACCUGGUUCCCGGCAGACUCUAUGAUAUUUCAAUAUGGACCGUUAGUGGCGGUGUGAAUAGUGUGCCGAUUCAUCGACAGACAAGAUUGUUUCCUGAACCCAUCACUGAGAUUCGAGCUGAAUCUGUAACUGACACCGACAUUACUCUCAGUUGGAACAGACCUCCAGGUGAAAUGGAUGGCUAUGAGAUCCAGUACCAAGAUCCCGUUGGACAUUUAAUCAUGAAUGUCAGCUUCUCAGAAAGUAACACAUUUCGUGAUUUGAAACCCCACCACAACUAUACGUUUUUGGUAUCAGUCAUAAGUGGAUACGACACUGCAACCGUACGCCGAAGUAGACUCUUGUCUAAGACAGUACAGACACUUGAAUCAGUACCUGGACGAGUGCAUUUCUUUAGAGCAGUUGAAGUGAAACCCAAUGAAGUAGUUUUGCAAUGGACUUUACCAACUACAGAACAAAAUGGUGUGCUCACUGGAUUUAAAGUCACAUACUUUGUAAAGGGUACUAGUAAACGUAGAUACGAAUAUUUUGAGCCAACUGAAACCAGAGGAUUAAUUUCCGGUUUGAUUCCAGGGAUGGAAUAUGUCUUCGAAAUCCAAGCUCAUACAAAAGUGGGACCUGGUAUAACAACAGUAUCUGAGGAAGCUACGCCGAUUUGGGCUCCUCCCCCACCUGAUUCAAAUGUUGCGCCAAAAGUGGUCUCACGCACAGCCAAUACAAUCAAGAUAGAAUUUACAAACAAUUUUUUCUCCUCCAUCAAUGGAAGAAUCAUUGCUUAUACAUUGAUUGUUGCCGAAGAUGAGAGCAAAGACUCAAAUGCUUUGCGCAUGCCAACUUGGACAGAUGUUCAACAAUAUCCGAAAUGGCCCCCAUAUCAGGUGCACGAACCGUACUAUCCCUUCAACGAUUCUCUGGUGGAAGAUUUCGUGGUAGGUGCUGAGAACUGUAAAGGUGUCUUGGAAGGGUACUGUAAUGGGCCCCUGAAGCCAGCUUCAUCAUAUAGAAUAAAAGUGAGGGCGUUUACUACUGACAGUGCAUUUACGGAUACAGUGUUUUCUUAUCCUAUUCAAACAGAGGCAGACAAUCGGACGCUGUUGGCCGGCAUCCUUGUCCCCCUGGUGCUGCUAGUAUUGGUUGUUGGCGUGGCCCUCUUCUGGAAANACAAAAGUAUGUACUUUACAUUUUUUAAUAAUACUACUUUUUUAUUUACUUUUAUUUUCAGCCGUCCCGUGAAAUUGAAAGAUUUUGCCGAUCAUUACAGAAUUAUGUCUGCUGAUUCAGAUUUCCGCUUUUCUGAAGAGUUCGAACUUCUAAAGAACAUUGGUCGUGAUAAACCAUGCAACGCAGCAGAUCUCCCAGUAAAUCGUCCGAAGAAUCGAUUCACAAACAUAUUACCUUACGAUCACUCUAGAAUAAAAUUGAUGCCAACGGAUGAUGAAGAAGGAACAGAUUACAUUAACGCCAACUACAUUCCAGGUUACAACUCCCCUAGAGAAUUCAUCGUGACUCAAGGACCCCUACACAGCACUCGUGACGACCUCUGGAGAAUGAUAUGGGAGCAAAAUUGCAGAGCUAUUGUUAUGCUUACUCGUUGCAUAGAAAAGGGCAGAGAAAAGUGUGAUCAUUACUGGCCGUUUGAUAUGCAGCCUGUAUAUUACGGAGAUAUCCAAGUCAUUCUCCUUAAUGAGUCACAAUAUAGUCACUGGACCAUAUCUGAGUUCAAAGUUUCCAGGAAUGAGCAGUCUCGCAUACUUAAGCACUUCCAUUUCACAACGUGGCCUGACUUCGGAGUGCCUGAGCCUGCUCAAGUGCUGGUGAAAUUUGUGAGGACAUUCCGUGAGCGAAUCGGCUACGAUCCAAAACCCAUCGUCGUACACUGCAGUGCUGGUGUAGGACGAUCCGGUACCUUCAUAGCAUUAGACAGGGUGUUACAGCACAUUCAGAAACAUGACUAUGUAGAUAUUUUUGGUAUUGUUUCUGAAAUGCGCAAAGAAAGAGUAUGGAUGGUACAAAAUGAGCAACAAUACAUAUGUGUUCAUCAAUGUUUACAAUGUGUUCUAGAAAAGAAAGAAGAAUUUUUAGAGCUUGGUAGGCCCGAAGAGCGCGAUAAUCAAGGGUACGAUGAUGACGAAGGAAUUGCUGAGUCAGGCAUCUGAUGAAAACGAUAAAAAGAAAUUUCUGUGAUGAGACUAAAGAAAUACUUCGUUUCUUUUUUCAUGACUUUUUCCACGUAUCUUUUCCAUUGUGUUAGAUGCAGGCAAGC
Molecule: messenger RNA, 5191 nt
Organism: Parasteatoda tepidariorum (common house spider)
Lineage: Eukaryota; Metazoa; Arthropoda; Arachnida; Araneae; Theridiidae
Source: RefSeq, a predicted model, not a curated record